GAUUAAACCAAUAAACCGCUUGUGUUGAGGUUAUCAAUCUCAAUCGUUUUCAUCUUAAGUUUAUUGCUACUAUCAAGUUAAUAUACGGCGCUUGUUCUAUAUUGACUCGAUAGUAAGUUUUAUUAAUGAACGCAUCUCGUUAUUAAUAACUACCCUCGAUGAACUGGAUAUACUCCUCGAUUGAGUAUUCGAGAGGAAGAUAGUUAAAGAUAUAACCGGGAUCGACGAAUAUUUCACUAAGUGGAUAACAGCAAAACCAAGUCCCCAUCUCAUUGAAUUAAACUCAUAUAGGUCGUUUAUCUUAGUGUUAUUAAACCAAAUAAAUCUAAACCCCCCUUGUUAUUAUUUAUAUAAAAGAAAAAUAUUCCUUUCCCUGUGGAUACGAACCUUACUACACUAUACUACGUAUUAGUGUUGUAUUGAUUAUUUAUUUUGAGUGCACCUAACGACUAGUGCACGUCAGAGCCCCAGAAAUUCAAGCAGGAAUAGAAGUCCCCUCCAACGAGCUCCUCAAAAUUGCCUUCAACAGAAUCAAGACCAAAACUGCUAAGAGGCUCAGAUCAGGGUGUGAAGAAGUCCAUUCAAAGAAGUCAAGAACAGAAUCAACCCUUAAUCCUCCCAGAAACAUACAAGAAGAAUUGGAAGCAGCUGCAUGUCCUCUCACCACCAUUAAUGAAGAAGCAGGGCCCUCCUCAAACUCGUCCAAUGAAAGCAACAGCUCUGCCAUCCCACUAUCUGUGCUCAUGCCCAAGAUAAGGCAUGAAGCUGAGCUACAUGGUCUACAACAAGAGCAGUCGGCUCAAACUAAGGAGCAUGCGGCUCAACUAGACGAGCAGGUGGCUCCUCCAUCUCCAGCAGUCAGCUCACCCAAACUAACACCUUUAGAGCACCUGGAUGCUGAUUUUGCAAGAGUAAAGGAGUGGAGGAAAUGGAAUCUAUCUCGCAUCCUAAAGCAGGCAGAAACCCUGCACAACUUCAUUGAUGAGGAAGACUUUGCUCUACAAUGGAUGGGUACUGAAGACCUUGCAGUUGCAACAAAACUUCAUCAUAUCAAUCAAGUCUACAGCAAUAGAAGGAGCCAACUGGUAGGCAAAUCAUCAGCUCCGAGUGAUGACCUGGAUGAUUCGGAUGAUGAUAAUGAUGAUGCUUCCAAGGGACCUCCAAGCAACAAAGGUAAACAGAUCAUCACCUCCUCUUCCUGUAGUGAUGAAAUUCUAGGAGGAAUACUGGCCAAAUCAACAAUGGAGACUCAUGGAUGUGGAGAAACCUCCAAGGUAAUGAAAGAAUCUAAAACUCACAAGGAAGCUCCAGAGCAGCCAACUGCCAUCUCACAGCAGGCAACUCCACUGCCAGACCCCAAUAACGAACCUCCUGAGCAACAACCGACUACAUCAGAGUACCUUAAAAUGAAAAUGCUCACAGAAGAUGCAGAAGAUACUCCUACAAUAGCAGAAGUCUUCAUUCAAGAACGGCGAGCAACAACAAAAUUCAUAAGCAACGCAGAAGUCAGCUGCCUCCCAACCGGCAGCAGAGCCCUCUGCCCAGGUACCCUCUC
This is a messenger RNA of Cuscuta europaea, 1555 nucleotides long. NCBI's taxonomy places the organism in Eukaryota, Viridiplantae, Streptophyta, Magnoliopsida, Solanales, Convolvulaceae. The record is from the annotation of a GenBank genome assembly.